AUGGUCGUCCUUGCGGCGUCGAUAAUCACAAGAGGCGGCAAGGCGUUACUGUCUCGCUCGUUCAGAGAAAUCCCCAAAACCCGCAUAGAAGCCCUGCUCGCCUCGUUCCCCAAACUCGCCGACUCGUCAACCCAACACACGACGGUCGAACAAGAAAACGUCCGCUUCGUCUACCAGCCGUUGGAUGAACUCUACCUCGUCCUGAUCACAAACAAACAAUCCAACAUCCUGCAGGAUAUCGACAGUCUCCAUCUCUUUGGCCAGGUGGUCACCUCCAUCUGCAAAAAGACCGACGAACGGGAAAUCCUUCGCAAUGCCUUCGACUUACUCUCCGCCUUUGACGAGCUCGUCACCAUGGGCUACAGGGAGAACUUGUCCCUCAGCCAAAUCAAGACAUUCCUAGAAGGCGAAUCCCACGAGGAGAGAAUCCAAGAGAUCAUUGCACGGAACAAAGAGUUAGAAGCCUCCGAGGAGCGCAAGCGCAAGGCCAAACAGCUCGAGGUGCAGCGCAAAGAAGCCGCCCGCUCUGCUGCAUACGGACGGGGUGUCCCUCCUCGCAUGCCCAGUCAACCUACGUACACACCUCCAGUACAGCCACAGACGUCGUCGUACGACACAUACGAGGCCGAGAAGAACAAGCUCUCCAACAAGUUUACCUCCCGCUCCACCAAGGGCAUGCAGCUGGGCAAGAAGUCCAAGACAUCCAACGCCUUUGCGCAGGUGCAGCAGGAGAUCGGCGCCGAGGAGCCCCCUGCGACAGAGACAGCACUGCCCGUCCGCAGUGCCCCCACGGCGAGCACGCACGACACGACCCUCUCGUCCUCGGCCGCGACUCCAAUCUUAAUAUCCAUCACCGAGACCUUGUCCGCGAAGCUCAGCCGCGAAGGCGCCCUGAAGUCCAUGGAAGUCAAGGGAGAUCUGCAGCUUCGGAUCACCGACCCCUCCCUGACCAAGCUUGCUCUGUCAGUGCAAGCAGUCGAGGGCCCCUUAAAAGCACAAUUCCGGACUCACCCAAAUGUCGACAAAGCCCUUUUCACGUCCCAAAAGCUCAUCCAGCUUAAGGACACAUCCAAGAGAUUCCCGGCCAACAACAGCAUUGGCGUCCUCCGCUGGCGGGUCACGGCGCCGGCAGACCACCCUACCGACAUCCUCCCCGUGACGUUCACGGCGUGGGUAAAUAAGUCCUCAGACGGCAUGUACACCAUCACAAUUGAGUACGAGUUGACGAACCCUUCGGGCACGACCCUGCGAGACGUGUCCAUCACGAUCCCCUACGUCUCCUCGGAACCUUCCGUGUCGUCCUUCGAUGCCAUCUACCAGGUCACGGGCGACAGUCUGGAAUGGAAUAUCGGGGUGAUCGACGCGGACAAUCCGAGCGGAAGCUUCGAGUUCGAAGCUCAGGCGGAGGAUGACGGCGAGUUCUUCCCCAUGACUGUGAGCUUCGAGAUGAGCGGCACGUUUGUGGACGUGGACGUCAGAGAGGUCAGGAUGCUCGAGGGGAGCAUGGAGGAAGGAGUCGACUUUGAGAAGGUCGUCAAGGCGAAUGCCGAGGGCUUCGCCAUUGAGUAA
Messenger RNA from Cladophialophora carrionii CBS 160.54, 1569 nucleotides. RefSeq lists its product as uncharacterized. The record is from RefSeq and is a predicted model, not a curated record. Gene Ontology annotation, cellular component: COPI vesicle coat; cytosol. The transcript has a single exon. Gene Ontology annotation, biological process: endoplasmic reticulum to Golgi vesicle-mediated transport; Golgi localization; retrograde vesicle-mediated transport, Golgi to endoplasmic reticulum. NCBI's taxonomy places the organism in Eukaryota, Fungi, Ascomycota, Eurotiomycetes, Chaetothyriales, Herpotrichiellaceae. Bases 1 to 1569 code for a protein of 522 amino acids.